AUGGUCAGUAGCUCACACUCAGCUGACAUGGAGAUACAACUGUAUAACUGACCGUGUUCCUCCGCUCUCCCCCGUUGUACCCGGCACACCGCACUGGCUCCGCACCCCCGCCCCGACGCGAUCGCGAUCAUCCUCCGACGCCCUAUGCCUAACCUACCUCCACCACCUCCCAGGCUUCCCCGUCUACACCCUACCAAACUCCCCGAGCAGACCUCGACAUCACGCUCCCUCCUCGUCCGUUCCUGCCGCCGCUGCACCAGCCGCUCCCCUCGACGUACACGCCCAAACCCGUCGUCGGCCCCGCGUUCAGCAUCGGCCUCGUCUCGGCCGGCUUUGGUCUCUUCAUCUCGAGCAUCAAGAACAGUCUCGAGUCGCACAACAAGGGCGCUAUGGGCGUCUUUACGAGGACGGGGUGGAUCAUCGGCUACUUUGGUCAGUUCAGAGCCGCUGCCGAGACCGGCGGGCACAGGGCUCGCGGCGGGGGUGUCGAGUGCAGUACAGCUUUGUAAAGAGUCUCUGUAUUGCGUUUACAACCGGGUUGCUACCUACUGCGACACUACCACCACGCCCCGAGCUGCCAGCGCUUUCACUUCCGCAACCGAUUCGAGCAGCUGACACUCCCCUUCAUCACUUCUACCCACAGCCACGGCCGGGUUCGUCUACACCCUCGUCGACAACAGCGUGUCCAACAUGAUCGAGAACUCAACAAACGGCAUCGCCGGCGCGACAGGUGGAUGUGCCGCCGGCUUCGUCUCGGGCAUCCGCAACGGCUCGUUAUCUUCCGCGAUGGGCUUGUGCGCCUUCAUGGGUGCCGCUGUCGGGACGUACGAGUUGGCGGGAGGGAGCUUGGGUAAUGAGGUGAGGAAGGAUAGGAAGACGCGAGAUGAGGAACGAAUGAGCUUCUUCAAGAAGAGGCCAGAGACCCAGGAGGAGUAA
Messenger RNA from Microbotryum saponariae, 936 nucleotides. The record is from the annotation of a GenBank genome assembly. Lineage: Eukaryota; Fungi; Basidiomycota; Microbotryomycetes; Microbotryales; Microbotryaceae.